CCUUGUUUUUUUUUAAUGAGAAAAAGCGAGCGAAACCAACCACAUGCAACCUCUUUUAAUAAUUUAAAUAAUGGCAGAUUCCAGUGAGCGAGAUAGGGGAAGAGGAGGUCCACGCCGGCGCCGUCCACGAGGAGGCGGACCACCAGUGCGAAAGGAGAGAGAUUACGAUGGUGAUACUAGUAGUAGUCAGCCAACAUCUAGACCCAUUAUACUGGCAAAACACCCGGAAAAUGAGUCUUCACAGGUAUCCUCGUCAGGCCGUGGUUCGACAUCAACUUCUCCCACACCAUCAAAUCGCCAGUCAGAAAAGCCAGUGACGGUACUGAAACCACGAGGCGAAGAUCCACGUAGAACCCUAUCAUCCUCUGUGUCAUUACCUAGUAUACCUGUAAGUACUGUACAAGGAGAAACUCCACCGCAGCAGACAUUCUUACAGAGAACUAUUGAAGGAACAAGCAGAUUAUCUGGCCCUACAGAAAUGUCCCACUGCACAAAGUUGAUAGAUGAACACCACCAGUGGUGUGAAACUGCCUUUGAUUCAUUAUUGGAGCAAACAGAUUUCUUGGUAGUGGGUGUGAUAGGGUUACAAGGUACAGGCAAGUCAACCAUUCUGUCACUUCUAGCUGGCAAUACAGAAAUAGAUGCUCACAGGAAUUAUGUGUUCCCUCCACAGUCUAGAGCUAUCAGAGAAGAGUGCGGUCACAUGACUAAUGGUAUAGACAUCUUUGUUACAUCACAGAGGGUUAUCUUCCUUGAUUGUCAGCCUUUGCUGAGUGCCUCAGUUUUGGACCAGUUGAUACACAAUGAGAAGAAAAUACCUCCAGAAUACACAACAGCCGAGAACUUUGCGGAAAUUCAGAGUUUGCAGCAAGUAACUCUCCUGCUGACUGUAUGUAAUGUUGUAAUGGUAGUUCAGGACUGGUUUACAGAUCUGUCAGUCCUACAUUUUCUCCAGACGGCAGAAAUGUUGAAACCGUCUACACCGUCAUCAUCUGGACACGACAGCAACUCGGCCCCAGAGGACCAUCCUGAUUACUAUCCACAUAUAGUAUUUGUGCAGAAUAAGUCAGGAAGAGAAGAUUUCAGUGUUGAGAACUUCACGGCCAUGCAGAAAUCUUUGUCCACAAUAUUUCAGACUUCCAAACUGAAGAUGAAAGGUGAUGUUAAUAUGACAACUGGUAGACAGACGUUUGGAUUGAAUCCUGCAUUUGUCAAGUCGGAUCUUAACUUAUUUGUUUUACCAUGUAUGGAUGGAAGGAAAGAUGCUGAAGAUACUGUACUGACAAUGUUACCAGAGUAUAGAGGAUACCCAAGUUUCCAGACACUGAUAAACUCACUGAGGGGACAAAUUCUUGCCAUGCCAAGGGAGGCAAUAACACACACUACUCUCACAGAGAAAAACUGGUUUCACUAUGCAGCUAGGAUAUGGGACUCGAUCAAGAAGUCACAGUUAAUUGCAGAAUACAACAGGUUGUUACCUUGAUUUUAUACCAGACACUAAAAUCCUAGCAAAUUAACUUGUGGACAGUCCAGAUCCUAAGGAAAUGAUUAUUGGACACUUAAAAUCCUAGGGAAAUGAUUAUUUAACUAUAAAAUUCUAGGGAAUCAAUUUGCAGAUGGUAAAAUCCAAAGGAAUUGAUUACUGGACACUAAAAUCCAAGGAAAUGAUUACUUGAAACUAAAAUCCAAGGAAAUGAUUACUGAACUAUAAAAUCCUAGGGAAUCAAUUUGAAGACAGUACAAUCCUAAGGCGAUGAUUAUUGGACGCUCACGGCCUAGGGAAUGGAUAACGUCACUUCGCUCUUUUGGGAAAUGAUUACUGGACACUAAAAACCUAAGGAGAUAAGUACUGGACUCUCAGAUCGAAGGGAAAUUAUUACUGACAUCUUAGGUUCUAGGCAGACGCUUGGAAGACACUCUCGGAGAAUAAUUGCUGGGCACUAAAAUCAUAAGAAAGUGAUAAUCGGAAAAUUAAAUGAUAGGAAAAUUAUUACCGGACACUCAAAUUGUAGGAAAAUAAUUGCAGGACACUUAAAUUCAAGCGAAAGAAUAAGUGGAUACUGAAAGCUGAGCGAGUUCCAAUCAGUAUUCAGAUUUCCAAUUCAGACCUUAACUCAGCAUAUCCCGGAUAUUACGCUUGCGGAAGAAGAUGGUUAUAUUCAGGAAAAGAGCCAAGUUUGAAGUUGUGUGUUGCAGUAAAGGUUUUCUAAUAAGAUUUGCUCAUGCUGCAUGAAUAUGUUACUAAUAUAAGUUAACUGUGAAAUCAUCAACCCUUACCCUGCUAAAUUUCUAUAAUGAACAUGUCCAUCUUUCAAUUUGGACAGUAUCAUUACUUAAAAGGGAUGCAAACCAAAACAAAAGAUACUAAAUGACAAACAGUGCAGAACAUGACCAGACUCCACGGAUGUGCAGGCUCAUCUUGGUCUGCACUGGUCGCAAAGGCAGAGCAGGCUAAAGGUUUAAAUUCAGGAGCCUCCUUAGAGGAGUCGUUAGGGUCCUUAAAUUUGAGUCACUUGUCCCUUACAGAAACAGGUUUUGGAACCUUGCUUUAAGCGUAGAAUUCUCCUUUUGAGGAAGCCACCCAGCUGGCUUACAGAAUGGUGGUAGUUCUGCCCAGGUGCCUGUCCAUGAUGAAACAAUGCCUGGAGGGGCACCUGGUAUCUUCUUCACCAUCAAAAUUAUUGGUGCCCACUUCAUGAAAUGAUUUCACAGUACCCUAAUUGCAUGUUUAGUUUUAAGUAAGUUAAUAAUUGUUAUAGGAUAUGUUAUACAUUGAAACCUAGCUAUAAAGACCACCCUAUGGAAGGACAAAAAAUGGUCUUUUAUUGGCAGGUGUUCCUUAUUCACAUGUUGAAAUAUGAACAAAACAGCCAGGAUGUCCCUGUCCAGAAGUGAUCUUUAGCUCAGGUUUUAUUGUAAUGGAAGGGUUGAUUCAGAAUAAUGUAGACUUUUUCCAUAAUUUAAACCAGUGAAGAUAUUUUGGUAAAAUUCUAUUUCUUAAAUUAACAGAAUAUAUCUGAAUUAUUUUUAAAACUCAAGCCUUGUAAGCUUAGUUGCUGUUUUAGUCAGAAAUAGUAAGGGUCAGAAACAAGGAUGCAUUUUUUUUUGUAAUUUUUAAGUAUUCUACAAUCAGAUGUCUAUAUCCGAAUCAGUAUCACACACUAGUUACAAAUUAAGCUGUGGAGGAGUAUGCGGUUACUGUUUUUUGUUGGUUUUGUUAUAUUUUAAUGUUAAUUAAAUAUUUAAGAAAGAG
Molecule: messenger RNA, 3253 nt
Organism: Mercenaria mercenaria
Lineage: Eukaryota; Metazoa; Mollusca; Bivalvia; Venerida; Veneridae
Product: nonsense-mediated mRNA decay factor SMG9-like
Exons: 12
Coding region: 71-1483 (470 amino acids)
Biological process (GO): nuclear-transcribed mRNA catabolic process, nonsense-mediated decay
Source: RefSeq, a predicted model, not a curated record